Maudiozyma saulgeensis is the source of this 945-nucleotide messenger RNA. Lineage: Eukaryota; Fungi; Ascomycota; Saccharomycetes; Saccharomycetales; Saccharomycetaceae. The record is from the annotation of a GenBank genome assembly.
AUGUGCAUUCUAUUCGCUACUAGGUCUCAUCCAAAUUAUGAGUUGAUUCUCAUAUCCAACAGAGAUGAAUUCUUCGAAAGAGAUACCCACAACACUUGCUGGCAUACAAAUUCAUCUAUUUUAUCACCGUAUGAUAUGGCAAGGAGUCACAGUAAUGUAGGAUCGAUGUCUAAAAUUUUUGGAACUUGGAUAGGUAUUAAUAAGGGAGGGAGGGUAGCAAAUAUUUUGAACCUUAGACCAGCCGAUACACCAAGUGAUAAGUCAUCUAAAGGUCUUAAAUCAAGAGGUAUAAUUCCAUUUGCCUUCUUAAGUACUGAUUCAACGAAAGACGACUUUGAUAACUGGAAUUCGUUCGAAAACUUUCAAAGACAAUACCCAUAUUUAACACAAUCUGGUGAUUUUAAUUUUUUUUAUGGUGACAUCAAGAAGAAAGAAUAUAGAAUAAUUGAUGCAUUUGGACAAACAUUCCCUGUUUUGGAUAAAAAUGAUGCUUAUUCAUUUGUUUUAUCCAACAACACCUACAAUAUUGAUGAGAACCACCAAUGGACAAAGACUAAGUUAGGUCUUCAAAAAUUACAAGAACUUGUCGAAAGGACAAAGACCAGCUGUGAUAAUGAGCAGGUAAGAUCUGAAUGUUUCAAAUUAGCGUCAAUAUGUUCUGUACCACAGGAAAUAAGAGAUAGACCAUACCACGCGAACCCGGCUGUUACAUAUGAUACAAUAUUUGUACCACCAUUAGGGAACGAGGGUGGUGAAGAUGUUGGCUUAACUUCAACCAAAGGUAAAUUUUAUGGUACAAGAUCCCAGAUCGUUAUUUUGGUUAGUAAAGAUUGUCAACAUGUCACAUAUGAAGAAAAGGUUCUACACACCUCAGAUACUGAUAUCUUAAUCAACUCUUCGAAUAACCCCAAAAAUGUUAACAAAUUCGAAUUUGAUAUUGAAUAA